Molecule: messenger RNA, 1674 nt
Organism: Dentiscutata erythropus
Lineage: Eukaryota; Fungi; Glomeromycota; Glomeromycetes; Diversisporales; Gigasporaceae
Source: the annotation of a GenBank genome assembly
AUGUCGAGCGAAUUAAUUAGUUUUCUUUUCCCAAAGGUUCUUAUAUCGAAAGUUAUUCCGGUUCAAUUUGAAAGACGCGACGAGGAUCUGCGAAAAAGGGCACAUAUAAAAAAUUAUUACUAUAAAGAUUAUCAUAAAAGAAUCAGUGAUGAUAAUAUUGGGAUAAAUCCUCGAAGUACUCCAAAUGAGAAUCCAAAAAUCUGUAUUAUCGGUGCCGGAACAGCUGGUCUACUUACAGCUCUUCUUUUAAAAGAAGCUGGUAUUGAAGAUGUUACUAUUCUUGAAUAUCAAGAUCGUGUUGGUGGACGUGUUCAUACCCACUAUUUUACAGAUGAUCCUAAUGAUGAUAGGCGUUUAUAUGGUGAACUUGGUGCAAUGAGAAUACCUUAUGUUGAUGGUCCAAAUAAUAAAAUGAUGACUAAAAAUUUCACCAAAACCGCCAAAGUUACUCAAUUAGGCUACCCUGAUAAAAUCCCAGAUGACUAUGUUAAUUAUUUUGAUGAAGCAUUAUCACCCUUUUUUGAUGAACUUGAUAAAAAUUUUACAAGUGGUCUUGAAGCUUUAGAAGAGUAUGAUUAUUAUACUACCUACACUUAUUUAAGAGAAGUCUAUCUUCCUAAAAAAUUACCAACAAAAUCGGAUGAUUAUGACGAAAUUAUUAAAGCUAUUGAAAUAAAUAAAAUGGGAAUAGGUGAAUUCAAGUAUGGCUUAGUUGAUAUAGCUAUGGAAGAAUACACUUUUAAUCCUAAUUUUAAUUUAAGUUGGACAACUAUUGAUAAAGGAAUGCAACGAUUACCUAAUGCAUUCUUACCACUAAUUAAGAAGGCGAAUUAUACUUUAAAAUAUAAUUCUGAAGUUUAUAAAUUGGAAAAGACUGAAGAUGGUCAAAAGGUUAAAGUUCAUUGGAAAUCUAAAGGAAAGAAAGAUUCUGAUGUCUUUGAUAGAGUGGUUGUUACAGCUCCUAUAGGUUGUACCCGUCAUUGGGAUUUACCUUCAACAUUAUCAUAUGAUAAGCGACGUGCAUUACGCGAAUUCGAUUAUCUAAACGCUGGAAAAAUAUUUUUACAAUUCAAGAGUCGUUUCUGGGAAAAAUCCCCUCUAGAAACUGGUGCUUUGCAAACGACCUCAAACGUUGGUAUUGUCGGUGGAACCACAUCAACUGAUCUUCCUGUUCGUACUGUUGUAUACCCUUCAUAUUACCAAGGUCUACCUGAAGAUGGCCCUGGAGUACUAUUAGCUUCUUAUACUUGGGAUAAUGAUGCUUCAAAAUAUGCUCCAUUCACUGAAGAAGAAUGUUUUGAACUUGCAUUAAAGGAUAUAGUAACUCUUCAUGGUGAGAUAGCAAGAAAAGAAUGGAUUCCUGGUAAAGAAAAUAAUAAAGCUCAUUAUUGGCCAAAUGAUAAAACUGUUGUUGGAGGCGCUUAUGCUAAAUUUGGAGUUGGGCAGGUAAAAUAUUUGAUGGGUGCAAUGAUGAGAUCUGAAGAUUUUAUACAUUGGGCAGGUGAACACACUGAUAUACAUAAUGCUUGGAUUCUUGGUGCUCUAAAUUCUGGUGUUAGAGUAGUUAAAGAAAUAUUACAAGAUAAUUUAAUGAAUGAUAAAUGGAUAGAAUUAAAAAAUUCGAGAUUGUUAAAAUAUUGGAAUGGAAAUUUAGAUGCUUAUAAAGGAUAUUAA